Paramuricea clavata is the source of this 396-nucleotide messenger RNA. The record is from the annotation of a GenBank genome assembly. NCBI's taxonomy places the organism in Eukaryota, Metazoa, Cnidaria, Anthozoa, Malacalcyonacea, Plexauridae.
AUGUUUUGUUGCAAAAAAUCCUCUAGUUUCUGUCAUGACUAUUUGGGUUGCAAAGAUGUAUGUUGUGAAAAUAAAACAAGAAUCAAUCGUUGCGAAAGCAUGUUGGAAUCGUAUGAGAAACUGACCAAGCCUGAGUAUAUGGCCAACCAAGAUAAUCCUUUGAGCCAUGCGUUCAGCUUGACAUGUGAAAUACGGAAACGCAGGGAGGAAAAUGCAGAAGUGCAGAAUGAAUUGAAAGUUCUUUCUGAGAAGACAAAAAAAUUUACUGUCGACUUUUUAAACGUGUGUAAGAAUAGUGAAGAAGUUUCCAUUGUUUUAAAUUUUGAUGAAGACGAUCUGACGAACAGGAAGGAGGUUGAAGCAUUGAAGAACGCAGUAAACGCUAAGCAUAAAGAG